UCUAAUCCUUUAGGAAGUACUUUUAAUUUUUUAUAGUAACUAAGAUGGGAAAAUAAUUUGUCGUCUUAAUUAUUUUAUCUGCAAGAUGAGUGAAACUUCUUCACCGGAAAAGAAAAAGGAGAAUUUCGAAUAUUCAAGAUUAGUCGAUGUGGUUAACUUUAAGCUUAGAACGAAGCUUGACUGCAGUAAAAAAUUACGAUCUAUGGUAUUCGAUAUGGUGGAAAAACUGAACCAUCAGAAAGGCGCUGCAUCACUGAAAGAAUUUCGGAAAGUUCUUCAAGAUUGUUAUGGAGAUGACAUCACAGAAGUGAAUGCAGCCAUCAAGAACUUCCUGAGAAAGAAAAAAUUUUUGAAUGAAAAAGAAAGCAGGCGAAGAAGAAAAUCUAAAGCCAGGAGGCAACGCAGUAAGGCUUUAAAUGUUUCCUCUAGGAAGAGAAAACAGACAGCAAAGGUUUCUAGUCGGAGAAGAAAGAAGAAGGCAAAGGUUUCAAGUCGGAGAAGAAAGAAGACGACAAAGAAUACAAGAAAAAAGAGAAAAAGUAUGGCAAAUCGGAGAAGUAGGCAGAAGAAAAGAACAGCAAAGAGAAGUAAAAUGAGAAAAAAGACUGCAAAACGUAAAAAGAGAAUAAAACAAAGGCGGUAGAACAUCCAUAUAGAAGAAGAAAAACAUCUAAAAAUUUCUGGUAGAAGAAGGAAGACAUCUGGAAGGCAGUAUAUAUAAGGAAAAUGGCAACGAAAACCAUAAAGACCAAAGCGGCUUUGUGUACAGACUGUUAAAAUCUAGCAUGGGAAAAUAAGUACAUGGUUUCAGGAUGCCAAAUGCAAAUCAAAAAUUUUAAUAAAUCUGUAUUUUUACU
Molecule: messenger RNA, 857 nt
Organism: Stegodyphus dumicola
Lineage: Eukaryota; Metazoa; Arthropoda; Arachnida; Araneae; Eresidae
Product: protamine-like
Source: RefSeq, a predicted model, not a curated record